AAAAUACAGUAUAAAUUUUAAAAAUAAACCCUUCGAGUGGGAGCUUCAAGUCAAUCAAUUAUUCCUUUAGAAUUCAGGCGGUGGAUUUGAUUUGAUGAGCCGUCGACGGUGAUGAGUUGGUGAGUGGAUUUGAGGAGGAAUUGAACAAGUGGAAGCAGGUGCAAAAAUGUCGGAGGAGGAUUUGGUGGAUAUAAAGUUCAGGAUUUAUGAUGGGUCGGAUAUCGGACCGUUUCGAUACUCCGCCACAUCGACGGUGAAUAUACUUAAGCAAAGAAUCGUCUCUGAUUGGCCUAAAGGGAAGACACUUGUUCCAAAAUCAGUGAAUGAAGUAAAGUUGAUAAGCUCUGGUAAAAUUUUGGAGAACAACAGGACUGUUGGUCUCUGUAAAGUACCCUUUGGUGAAGUCCCGGGUGGAGCUAUCAUAAUGCAUGUCGUAGUACAGCCAUCUCUCACAAAAGCUAAAACAGAAAAAAAGAUCGAUGAUUCACCCAAAAAGACUGCAUGUGGGUGUUCUAUUUUAUGAAGGCAAGCAUGGAGAACUGGAAAAUUGUUUAUGCCUUAAACCAUGUUUAGAAGUUAACCGUUCUCUCCGAGUAUUUACAUGUGUAUGUUUACCCCAAAGCCCAAGUGUGGAAGUUCGUAAUGGAGUGAGUGACAAUGCUGUGCAUUUUUAGUUUCUUUGGUUCAUUAGGACUUAUUUGGUUGGUUUCAAAUAUUAGCUUUGAAUUAUUUGUAAAGUUGUAUAGACUACUCCACGUAAAGACGAAAUGUACACCAAAUUGUAAGGAUAAUGCCUUUGUAUAAAAUGCUAUCCGUUACUAAUAAUGAAAUGUUUCUAUUCCGCCUGCAA
This is a messenger RNA of Hibiscus syriacus, 850 nucleotides long. Its product is annotated as membrane-anchored ubiquitin-fold protein 3-like. The record is from RefSeq and is a predicted model, not a curated record. Gene Ontology annotation, molecular function: protein binding. NCBI's taxonomy places the organism in Eukaryota, Viridiplantae, Streptophyta, Magnoliopsida, Malvales, Malvaceae. The transcript is spliced from 5 exons. Bases 167 to 523 code for a protein of 118 amino acids.